AUGUCGAAGCUCCAUGAUGGGGAGAAGCCCCACACGUGCGUGGAGUGUGGGAGGAGCUUCAGGUGGAAAGGGGACCUGAUCAGGCACCAGAGGAUCCACACUGGGGAACGGCCCUAUGAGUGUGGGGAGUGUGGCAAGAGCUUCAGCGUGAGCGCCGACCUGAUUGUGCACCAGAGGACCCACACUGGGGAGAAGCCCUAUGAGUGUGGGGAGUGUGGGAAGAGCUUCAGCCAGAGCUCCAGCCUGACUGUGCACCAGAAGACCCACACUGGAGAGAAGCCCUAUGAGUGUGGGGAGUGUGGGAAGAGCUUCAGCCUGAGCUCCAGCCUGAUCAGCCACCAGAGGAUCCACACUGGAGAAAGGCCUUACAAGUGCUCCGAGUGUGGGAUGUGCUUCAGCCGGAGCUCCAGCCUGAUCACGCACCAGAGGACCCACACUGGGGAGAGGCCCUACGAGUGUUCCAAGUGUGGGAAGGGCUUUCCGACCAGCUCCCAUCUCCUCCGGCACUACCAGAGUCACAUGGAGGAGAAGCCCUUCCAAUGCCCCGACUGCGGGAAGGGAUUGAAGCAGAACUCCGAUCUCACCAACCACCUGCGCAUCCACACUGGGGAGAGACCCUAUGAGUGUGAUAAAUGCAGGAAGGGAUUCAAGCGCAACUCCGCCCUCGUCAUUCACCGGCGCAUCCACACUGGGGAGAGGCCCUACGAGUGUCCCCAGUGUGGGAAGAGCUUCUCCAGCAGCUCUCACUUGACCAAACACACACUCUGCACCAAGAGAAAGCUCCUGGACACCCGGCUAUCCAACAACAGCAAUUUAAUGUUCCUCUAG
Melospiza melodia melodia is the source of this 828-nucleotide messenger RNA. Its product is annotated as zinc finger protein 239-like. The transcript is spliced from 4 exons. NCBI's taxonomy places the organism in Eukaryota, Metazoa, Chordata, Aves, Passeriformes, Passerellidae. Gene Ontology annotation, biological process: regulation of gene expression. The record is from RefSeq and is a predicted model, not a curated record. Bases 1 to 828 code for a protein of 275 amino acids. Gene Ontology annotation, cellular component: nucleus.